UGCCGCUCGCAGGGGCUGGUGGGGUCGUGCUGGGGGAGUGAACUGGGCCAAUCAGGCGGGUGCGUGGCGGCGCGGGGGAGGCGGUGCCCCUUCACUCCUCCCUCUUCUCCCUCCCGGCCCCGCGCUGACAGGGGGGCCUGGCCGCGCCGCCGACUCUCCAGUCCUACUUCAGUAGCUAUGAUCUUGAACAGAAAAGAGGGUUUCUUUUGUGAUGUUACUCUACCUAAACUCUGCGUAAAAUGGUACAGGAUUCUGACACUUCAUGACAUGUCAUUAUCUAGAGCAAUAAUGAACAUUGACCUGUUUUGGAUUAGUUGAUGACCUUUGGAAAUGAUCCAAUAAUAUCUACUACAGAGAAGCUGAAUAUACUCCAUUUGGAGUGAACAGCCCAGAUUGUUAUUGAAGUUUUCAAGAUGACAGAUCCAAUGAUGGACUUUUUUGAUGAUGCCAAUCUGUUUGGUGAGACCUUAGAAGGUUUCUCAGAUGAUGCAUUUGUACAGCCAGGACCUGUUUCACUAGUUGAUGAAUUGAACUUGGGUGCAGAAUUUGAACCUUUGCACAUAGACUCACUGAACCAUGUUCAAGGUACUCCAGCACAUCAGAAGAUGACUGAUUAUGAACAGCUAAAUCAGUUUGAUUCAAUGAAAUUUCACCAAGUUAAUCAGUCUUUUGGUAGCCCAGCUGAACAUGUGUUAUCUCCACACUCUCAGUUUAGUUGUUCUCCGAUUCACCCUCAGAACCAACCCAAUGGUUUGUUUCCAGAUGUAGCAGAUGGCAGUCCAAUGUGGGGCCAUCAGACAGCUGCUAGCAUUUCAAGUCAAAAUGGGUCUCCUUUUCACCAACAAGGACAUUCUCACUCUAUGCAUCAAACUAAAAGCUUUGUGGCACACCAUGACUUUGCCUUAUUUCAGGCCAAUGAACAACAAACACAGUGCAGUUCGCUACGCUCACAACAAAACAGAAGUAAUCUUAACCCAGGGCAAAAUUCUCUUAGCCAGUCUAAAAGUUUUAUGGAUGUUAAUGUUUCUGGUCCACACAGAGUCAGUGUUAACCACCCACCACAAAUUAAUAAUGCAUCUACUUCACAACAGUCCCUUUCAAUGCAGCAAUUUUCUCAGACACCAAAUCCUUCAGUACACUUCCUCAAGUGUAGCAGUCAUCAAGAAGGAAAUUUUAAUGGACCUUCUCCAAAUAUGACUUCUUGUUCUGUCAGUAAUUCACAGCAGUUUUCUUCACAUUAUUCCUUUUCCAGUAAUCACAUGUCACCAAAUAGUCUUCUUCAGUCCUCUGCAGUUCUUGCACCUAAUCAUACAAAUCAGACUUUAUCUGAUUUUACUGGGAAUAAUUCCUUUUCACCUCACAGGGGAAUCAAGCAAGAAUCGACUCAGCAUAUGCUAAAUCCCAAUACAUCACUGAAUUCAAAUAACUUCCAAAUGUUGCAUUCAUCACAUCCUCAGGGUAAUUACAGCAAUUCAAAAUUAUCUCCUGUGCACAUGAACUUCCCAGAUCCUGUUGACUCAGGAACUCACAUGGGCCAUUUCAAUGAUCAUGUAGAGACUAAUGGCUUUUCAUCUUUAGAAGAGAAUUUACUUCAUCAAGUGGAAUCUCAAACUGAGCCAUUCACAGGACUUGACCCAGAAGACCUCCUUCAGGAGGGUCUCCUUCCCCAGUUUGAUGAGUCAGCAUUUGGGCAAGAUAAUCCAAGUCAUGUUUUAGAUCAUGACCUUGAUCGGCAAUUUACUUCACAUCUCGGAACACGGCCUUCUGAUAUGGCUCAAACUCAGUUGCACACUCAGGCUCGGAGUUGGCAUUCAUCACUUUCUAAUCAUCAGCAUUUACAUGACAGAAAUCGCCUAUGUUUACAGCGACAGCCUCCAUCUUCCAAGAAGAGUGAUGGUUCUGGGACAUAUACUAAGUUGCAGAAUACCCAGGUGAGGAUCAUGUCCGAGAAGAAGCAGAGAAAAAAGGUGGAAUCAGAAAGCAAGCAAGAAAAGGCAAAUCGUAUAAUAUCAGAGGCCAUAGCAAAAGCAAAGGAGCGUGGGGAACGCAAUAUUCCACGAGUAAUGAGCCCUGAAAACUUUCCUAGUGCUUCAGUUGAAGGAAAAGAGGAAAAGAAAGGUAGAAGGAUGAAAUCCAAGCCAAAGGACAAAGAGAGCAAAAAAACAAAAACUUGUUCUAAGUUAAAAGAGAAGACAAAAAUUGGCAAACUCAUUAUUACAUUGGGUAAGAAACAAAAAAGAAAGAAUGAGUCUUCAGAUGAAAUAUCGGAUGCAGAGCAGGUGCCACAGCAUGCAUUCAAAGAGGAAGACUCUCAAAAAAGAAGAUCAAAUCGACAAAUCAAAAGAAAAAAAUAUGCAGAAGAUGCAGAAGGAAAACAAUCUGAAGAAGAGGUUAAAGGCUCUAUGAAAAUAAAAAAGAAUUCAGCUCCUUUACCUGGUGAACAGCCUUUACAGUUAUUUGUGGAGAAUCCGAGUGAAGAAGAUGCUGCAAUUGUGGACAAAAUACUAUCUUCUAGAAUUAUAAAAAAGGAAAUAUCACCUGGAGUGAUGAUUGAUACAGAAGAAUUUUUUGUAAAAUACAAGAAUUACUCCUAUCUUCACUGUGAGUGGGCCACUGAACAGCAGCUUCUGAAAGAUAAAAGGAUCCAGCAGAAAAUCAAACGAUUCAAAUUGAGACAAGCACAAAGAGCACAUUUUUUUGCAGACAUGGAAGAAGAACCAUUUAACCCAGACUACGUUGAAGUAGACAGAGUGUUAGAAGUCUCUUUUUGUGAAGAUAAGGAUACUGGUGAGCCUGUUAUUUACUACUUAGUAAAGUGGUGCUCAUUACCAUAUGAAGAUAGUACUUGGGAACUAAAAGAAGAUGUAGAUCUUGCAAAAAUAGAAGAGUUUGAGCAAUUGCAAGCUUCACGGCCUGACACAAGACAUUUGGAUCGUCCUCCUUCUAGUAUUUGGAAAAAAAUAGAUCAAUCCAGGGAUUAUAAAAAUGGCAAUCAACUCAGGGAAUAUCAACUGGAAGGACUCAACUGGCUCUUAUUCAAUUGGUAUAAUAGACGAAACUGCAUUUUAGCAGAUGAAAUGGGUCUUGGCAAAACCAUUCAAUCAAUUACAUUCCUCUACGAAAUCCUUCUGACUGGUAUAAGAGGACCUUUCCUGAUUAUUGCUCCACUUUCUACUAUUGCAAACUGGGAGAGAGAAUUUCGUACGUGGACUGAUAUUAAUGUUGUGGUUUAUCAUGGGAGCCUGAUUAGCAGACAAAUGAUACAGCAAUAUGAGAUGUACUUCAGGGACUCACAGGGGCGUAUCAUUCGAGGAGCUUACAGAUUCCAGGCCAUUAUCACCACUUUUGAAAUGAUUCUCGGAGGCUGUGGAGAGCUUAAUGCAAUUGAAUGGCGAUGUGUGAUUAUUGAUGAAGCACAUAGGUUAAAAAAUAAAAAUUGUAAACUUCUAGAAGGUCUGAAACUCAUGAAUCUGGAACACAAGGUACUUUUGACUGGUACGCCUCUCCAAAAUACAGUUGAAGAACUAUUCAGUCUUCUUCACUUUCUGGAACCCUUAAGGUUUCCUUCUGAAUCAACGUUUAUGCAAGAGUUUGGGGAUCUGAAAACAGAGGAACAGGUGCAAAAACUUCAGGCUAUCUUGAAACCAAUGAUGUUGAGGCGAUUGAAAGAAGAUGUGGAAAAGAAGUUGGCACCUAAAGAAGAAACCAUCAUUGAAGUAGAACUUACUAACAUUCAGAAGAAAUACUACCGGGCUAUUCUGGAGAAGAACUUUUCAUUUUUAUCCAAAGGAGCAGGGCAGACUAAUGUACCCAACUUGGUCAAUACCAUGAUGGAGCUCAGGAAGUGUUGUAAUCACCCAUAUCUUAUCAAAGGUGCAGAGGAGAAAAUACUUGGAGAAUUUAGAGAUACAUAUAAUCCAGCUGCUUCUGAUUUUCAUCUUCAAGCAAUGAUCCAGUCUGCUGGCAAAUUGGUCCUUAUUGAUAAAUUGCUUCCUAAAAUGAAAGCAGGAGGUCAUAAAGUGCUCAUCUUCUCUCAGAUGGUACGCUGCCUUGAUAUCCUGGAAGACUAUCUUAUACAUAAAAGAUAUUUAUAUGAGCGAAUCGAUGGAAGAGUCAGAGGGAAUCUUCGACAAGCUGCUAUAGAUCGAUUUAGUAAACCUGAUUCAGAUCGAUUUGUCUUCCUUCUGUGUACCCGAGCUGGUGGAUUGGGCAUCAACUUAACUGCAGCUGAUACAUGUAUAAUUUUUGAUUCUGAUUGGAAUCCUCAGAAUGACCUUCAGGCCCAAGCUCGUUGCCACAGAAUCGGUCAGAAUAAAGCAGUUAAAGUCUACCGACUAGUGACUCGUAACUCAUAUGAGAGAGAGAUGUUUGACCGAGCCAGUCUGAAACUGGGUCUAGAUAAGGCUGUGUUACAGAGCAUGAGUGGAAGAGAAAGUAAUGUUGGUGGUAUUCAACAGCUUUCCAAAAAGGAAAUAGAAGAUCUGCUUCGAAGAGGUGCUUAUGGUGCCAUUAUGGAAGAAGAAGAUGAAGGCUCUAAAUUCUGUGAAGAAGAUAUUGAUCAGAUUUUACUACGUCGUACAAAAACCAUUACAAUUGAGUCAGAAGGACGUGGGUCAACAUUUGCCAAGGCAAGUUUUGUGGCAUCUGGAAACCGAACAGAUAUUUCCUUAGAUGAUCCCAACUUCUGGCAAAAAUGGGCAAAAAAGGCAGAAAUAGAUAUAGAUGCCAUCAGUGGUAGAAACAGCUUGGUUAUUGACACUCCAAGAAUUAGGAAGCAAACAAGGCCCUUCAGUGCCACAAAAGAUGAAUUGGCUGAAUUAUCUGAAGCUGAAAGUGAAGGAGAUGAAAAGCCCAAACUCCGGAGACCCUGUGAGCGUUCGAAUGGCUAUGGAAGAACUGAAUGCUUUAGAGUAGAGAAAAAUCUGCUAGUUUAUGGGUGGGGCCGAUGGAGAGAGAUUCUAUCUCAUGGCCGUUUUAAAAGGCAGUUAAACGAGCACGAUGUAGAAAUAAUUUGCCGAGCUCUCUUAGCAUAUUGCCUUGUUCACUACCGAGGAGAUGAGAAAAUUAAAGGCUUCAUAUGGGAUCUCAUUACUCCAACUGAAGAUGGGCAGACACGAGAGCUACAAAAUCAUCUAGCAUCAGCAUCUCCCAGGAGCUUCUUAGAAAUGCAGAAUCUCAGACCUCAGACUUACUGCAUCAGAAUCUACAUUUUAACAAGUUCCUCAGCAAUUAGCCUGUCAGCCCCUGUACCCAGAGGUCGAAAAGGAAAGAAAGUAAAGACUCAAACAAGCUCAUUUGAUAUACAAAAAGCAGAAUGGCUUCGAAAAUACAAUCCUGAGCAGCUACUUCAAGAUGAAGGCUACAAAAAGCAUAUAAAACACCACUGUAAUAAAGUUUUGCUUCGUGUGAGGAUGCUAUAUUAUCUAAAGCAAGAAGUCAUUGGAAAUGAGUGUCAGAAAGUAUUUGAUGGAGUUGAUGCCAGUGACAUUGAUGUUUGGGUCCCAGAACCAGACCACUCAGAAGUUCCUGCUGAAUGGUGGGAUUUUGAUGCUGAUAAGUCACUCCUUAUUGGAGUUUUUAAACAUGGUUAUGAAAAAUAUAACACUAUCCGAGCAGACCCAGCAUUAUGCUUCUUGGAAAGAGUGGGAAAACCUGAUGAGAAAGCAGUUGCUGCUGAACAGAGGGCGAAUGAUUAUAUGGAUGGGGAUGUGGAAGAUCCAGAAUACAAACCUGCCCCAGCUAUCUUUAAAGAUGAUAUAGAGGAUGAUGUUUCCUCACCAGGAGAUCUUGUUAUAGCAGAUGGAGAUGGUCAACUGAUGGAGGGUGAUAAAAUUUAUUGGCCAACUCAGUCAGCUUUAACCACACGUUUGAGGCGUCUCAUCACUGCAUAUCAGCGUACUAAUAAAAACAGACAAAUCCAGCAGAUACAACCUACUUUCUCAGUGCCUGCCAGUGUUAUGCAGCCUCUUUAUGAAGAAGCCACUCUUAAUCCUAAAAUGGCAGCCAAGAUAGAAAGACAGCAGAGAUGGACCAGAAGAGAAGAGGCUGACUUUUAUAGAGUUGUGUCUACAUUUGGAGUGGUAUUUGAUCCUGACAGAGGCCAAUUUGAUUGGACAAAAUUUAGAGCUAUGGCUAGGCUGCAUAAGAAGACGGAUGAUAGUCUGGAGAAAUAUUUGUGUGCAUUCAUGUCCAUGUGUCGCAGGGUUUGUCGUCUUCCUUCCAAAGAAGAAUUGGUGGAUCCAAAUAUUUUUAUCCAGCCAAUCACAGAAGAACGUGCUUCUAGGACUUUAUAUCGCAUUGAACUUCUAAGGAAAGUAAGGGAACAGGCCCUCCGACAUCCACAAUUGUUUGAGCGCUUGAAGCUUUGCCAUCCAAAUCCAGACUUACCAGUCUGGUGGGAAUGUGGCCCCCAUGAUAGGGACUUGCUUAUUGGAGCUGCUAAACACGGGGUGAGCCGAACAGACUAUCACAUUCUUCGUGAUCCUGAACUCUCAUUUAUGGCAGCUCAGAGGAACUACAGUCAAAGUAAGAUGGCUCAUUCAAGGACUUCUACCCCACUUUUACAGCAAUAUCAAGUAGCACUUUCUGCUUCUCCUCUUACCUCUCUACCUAGGCUCCUAGAUCCUAAAGGUAUUAUUCUAGAGGAUGUGAAAGUUAAAAGUGAAAACCUUAAAGAGGAGCCUCAGUCUUCUGAAGAAGAAUCUAUGUCUUCUGAGGAAACCAGGACACUAAUAAAGUCUGAGCCUGUAAGUCCAAAGAAUGGUGUUUUACCACAGGCUACUGGAGACCAGAAAUCUGGUGGAAAAGGUGAAACAGACAGACGCAUGGUUGCAGCCAGAACAGAGCCUCUAACUCCAAACCCAGCUUCUAAGAAGCAGCGAGUCCACAAAAGAGGAUCAGAGUCUAGUUCUGAUUCUGACUCUGAUUCUGAGAAAUCGUCUUGUUCUUCCAGAUCAUCUUCUUCCUCGUCUUCCUCCUCUUCUUGUUCCCACUCUCGAUCAGGCUCUAGCUCUUCUUCUUCCUCCUCUUGUUCUUCAGCAUCAUCUUCAUCCUCAUCCUCAUCCUCCUCUUCCUCCUCCUCCUCCUCAUCUUCAUCAGAAGAAAGUGACAGUGAAGAAGAGGAAGUCCAAAAGCGAGCAGAAGGUGCCCCUCACAUGAAAGCCUAUGAUGAAGAAAGCGUCGCAUCACUGAGCACUACCCAGGAUGAAACCCAGGAUAGUUUCCAGAUGAACAAUGGGACCCCAGAGUCUGCUUACAUCCUACAAGGUGGAUACAUGCUGGCAGCUUCGUAUUGGCCAAAGGACCGUGUGAUGAUCAACCGCUUGGACAGUAUUUGUCAAACAGUCCUGAAAGGGAAGUGGCCUUCAGCUAGAAGAAGUUAUGAUGCCAACGCAGUGGCUUCUUUCUAUACCACAAAGCUGCUGGACAGCUCUGGCGCAGCUACAGAAUAUAGCGAGCCCAGCGUGCCCACUCCUGCAGGUGCUGGUGUUAAAGAAGAACACGAUCAGUCAACACAGAUGUCAAAGGUGAAGAAGCAUGUACGAGAAAAGGAGUUUACAGUGAAAAUCAAAGACGAAGGAGGUUUGAAGUUGACAUUUCAGAAGCAAGGGCUUGCCCAGAGAAGACCAUUGGACAGUGAAGAUGGUGCUCUAGGGCAGCAGCAGUACCUCACUCGACUUCGGGACCUUCAAGGUGCGUCAGAGACCAGCCUCGCCAGUUUUCCAAAAUCCAUGCCAGUAUCAGGUACUCCCAUUCAAUCAACCCUUGGUGCCAAUGGAGUUUUAGUAGACAACCAGCCUAUAGUCAAAAAAAGGCGGGGAAGGAGGAAGAAUGUAGAAGGUGUUGACAUUCUCUUUUUUAACAGAAAUAAGCCACCUAAUCAUGUUAGUUUAGGCUUAACCACGUCACAGAUAUCUACAGGGAUAAAUCCAGCACUAUCCUAUACUCAACCUCAAGGAAUUCCUGAUACAGAAAGUCCCGUUCCAGUUAUUAAUCUUAAAGAUGGGACAAGACUUGCAGGCGAUGAUGCACCAAAGAGAAAGGAUUUGGAAAAAUGGCUUAAGGAGCACCCAGGUUAUGUGGAAGAUUUAGGAGCUUUUAUUCCUAGAAUGCAGCUCCAUGAGGGGAGACCCAAACAAAAAAGGCAUCGUUGCAGAAACCCCAAUAAACUAGAUGUCAAUAGUCUCACUGGAGAAGAACGUGUUCAGCUGAUUAACAGAAGAAAUGCUAGAAAGGUUGGAGGUGCAUUUGCUCCCCCUUUGAAAGAUUUAUGUCGAUUCCUGAAAGAAAAUGCAGAAUAUGGAGUAGCUCCUGAAUGGGGAGAUGUUGUUAAGCAGUCUGGAUUUCUUCCAGAAAGUAUGUAUGAACGUAUUCUCACUGGUCCCGUUGUGAGAGAGGAAGUAAGCAGGCGAGGGAGACGGCCUAAAAGUGGAAUUGCAAAGGCCACUGCGGCGGCGGCAGCAGCAGCUGCAACACCUGCAACAGCCACCAGUAUUUCAAGCAAUCCUUUGUUAGCCAAUGGAUUACUUCCAGGUGUGGACCUCACAACUCUUCAGGCCUUACAACAAAACCUACAAAACUUGCAGUCACUGCAAGUAACUGCAGGGCUGAUGGGAAUGCCUGCUGCUGGCCUUUCUUCUGGAGGAGAAGCUAAAAACGUGGCCGCCAUGUUCCCUAUGCUGCUGUCAGGAAUGACUGGAUUGCCAAAUCUGUUGGGCAUGGGAGGACUCUUGAAAAAGCCUACAGAAUCUGGAACAGAGGAAAAAAAGGGAAAUGACUCUAAGGAGCUAGAAGGAAAAAAAGAGAGGACAGAGAGCCAAAAUUCAGAGAAUGGUGAUGAAAACUCUGUGUCAGGUUCUCCUUCAACAUCCUCUACUGCUGCAUUAAAUACAGCUGCAGCUGCCAACCCGUUAGCUCUUAACCCACUAUUACUAUCUAAUAUACUUUAUCCAGGGAUGCUUCUCACUCCAGGCCUUAAUCUUCAUAUUCCAACUUUGUCCCAGUCCAAUACUUUUGAUGUACAGAAAAACAAAAACAGUGACUUAGGCUCUUCUAAGUCUGUAGAAGUAAAGGAAGAAGAUUCCAGAGUUAGAGAUCAGGAAGACAAAGGGGGAACUGAGCCGAGUCCUCUCAAUGAAAACAGCACAGAUGAGGGUUCAGAGAAAGCCGAUGCUUCUUCUGGAUCUGAUAGUACAUCAUCGUCAUCCGAGGAUUCAGAUUCUAGUAAUGAAGACUGAUUCCCAGACGGCACUUAAAUUAUGAACUGAUUUUGGAUUUUUUUUCUUUAAUUAUUAAUUGUAAAUACCCCAGUGUUGAGUGCAUCAGUAACUUACUGACCGAACAUUUCAGUUAUUUGUUUAGAAGUGCAAACUGCUUUCAGAGACGUUUUGCAUGUAAUAUUUCUUAAGAUUCAUAAGUUUCUGAACUCGUGUGUACUAUCAAAUACAUAAAGGUGUAAAAUUACAACAAAAGGCAUUAUAAUUUUGUUGGGGGUUAAUUUUAUGAAAAUUAUGCUCAAUAAGAGUUGUAUAUUUAAUAUAUUUGCAGUGAACACAGAAUACUUUAUGCAUAUUACUGAUUUAAUUUGAAUAUAGUUUUACAGCCUCCUUGACACCUAUAAUUUACAGAUCAAAACUCAGCAAUAAUUUGGGCAGCUAAUGAAUGUCAUGAAAGCUGUAGAAUCUACAUCACCAUCCAUUGCUUUAAUUACAUGAAAAUGCUCUAGUGUUGUGAUGCACUGCUGAUAUUUCCAAUUCAGGUACAAGUGUGUUUUAAAGAAGAAAUAAGUUUCCCAAUCAGCCAAUUUAACUGGCUACCUGUUACCUCAGCUGAGUUAGUUUAGGAAGUUUACAUUCGUUUCUAAUUCUAUACUUGUUUUCAGGGGUUUUUUAAACACAUCCUAUAUAUCAUGUUAAUCUGGCAAGAAAUAUGACUUGCUUUUUGCUGAGCUUAACUCUUAAAAUCAGUAAAAUUAAGUCAUAAAAUAAUCCUGUGUCAUGUAACUUUGGCACCCUCUAGACAUAUUUAGUUUUAACUUUUCAAAGUUUGGCCUCCUAUUAGAAAUAAUUAUGUCUCAGAUGAGUGAUGUCUGUUUCCAGGAUUCAGAAAAGGCAAACUCAUGAUAUGCCACUGAAAAGAACUUUCAACACAGCAUACUUCAUGUAAAAGAAAUUGUUUGUUUGCUUUAUUUGUGUAGAUUUCUAUUUGUGUUUUAUGUCAUAGAAAUAUUCCAAAAUUAACAGAUAAUAGGGUAAAGUAAUAUGCAGAUAGUCUAAAUUUACUUCGAGUUUCUAGGUGUAAGCAGACUAAAUGUUGCCCAGAAUCAGUGUUGGGUUAUCAGUUUAUAUUAAAUAUACUGAGUUGCCCAUUUUGAAAAUGCACUUUGAAUAAUCUCAAAAAAUAUAUACAUUAUUCCUGUAAACCACAAAAAAUGAAGCCCAAGGCUUCUGGUCAAUUUCUUAGAACCCUUUACCGUGUAAAAUUUGUCUGAUAUUUGAUUUGUGAUACAAUUUCUCCUGCUAAAGCUGCUAUUAUUCUGACAAGGUAGAGGUCCAGGUUCACCUUCAUAUACAUUUAAAACAGAACUGAAUUGGAUAUAAAAUAUCAUUUACAUCCUAAGGAGAGAUAAGCGUGUAUGUUUUUCUGGUACUUAAGUCAGUGAUAAAGUUUGCAAGGUGAAAAGUACCCCACUUCUCUCCCAGGGAAAAAAUAACUUUCAGUGUGCUUUGAUAGACCCCUACUGCUUUGUCAUGAACUAAGCAAUUAUAUUGGAUUUUCUAAGACCUUUACCAAUAAAUUAUGUUUCUGUAUGUAAAAUAACUAACCCCUUAUUAGAGAGACAGUGUUAUAUGUAUUUACAAAAUUAUAUAAGUUCCAUUGGGAUUGUAUUGAUUUUUGUAUUUUCCCAAAAUAGUACUUUGAAUUGAUAGUCCUUUAUGCAAUGUCUUAGCAAUAGUCACUAUAAUGCCCUUCCAGGAGAAGUGGGUAGCAAUUCUUCAUCAUGAAAAUGAUAUAUUACAUGUUUAGUAUCUUCCCUUUGCAGUAUUGCACUUUUGUUUAACUAGAAUACACCUAUGAGAUAGCCAAAGUUUUUCAAACACAGUUAACUUAGUUUGCCAGUGGAGUAUUUCAGCACCAUCCAUGUUUCCCUUCUCUCCCUCUAGUUCUACCCACAUGAUCUUCAUUCCUUUCUGUCUCCAAUUUAAAAUAAAGGGGGGAAAAAGCCCUAGAUCUUGUCACUAAAAUCUAGUUUAUAUCAAAUUUAUGAGAUAAAGUAUUUUCCUAAUUAUGAUCAAAUGAAUUUGGUUAACAUCUUAGUGAUUCUCUUUCUAUGUAAUAAGGCAGUUGCAGUUUUCAAAGCAUUAAGGCUAAUAUUAACUUUAAACAUUCUCUUGGGUUUCAAGACACUUCUGUCUAGUACUGAUUGGGGAAAAAUUGUCCAGCUAUCAGCUUAAAAAAAAUAUGCAAACAUGGUUGUGUAAAGUUAAGGGUUAUAAGAAAAAAAAUCAAUAGAAUUGCAUAAUACUAAAGUUGCAGUUGAAAGGAUAUCCAAGUAUGUGUUGGUAGUUACUAAAAGAAUUAUAGCUGUUAUUGCCUUGUAUUUAUAGCCCUUGUUUCAGGUUUCAUGAUUCAAGUCUUAGUCCAAUUUUUCUUUUGGACAUUUGCAAUAUUUACCAGUUGUGUUUUGUGUAGUCUGAAUUUGCUUUCUGUAGUUGAGCAAACGUCUUAAAAAGUCAUUUGUAAUUUAUUAAAUUACUUUCUAUGAUGUUCUAUAGAGCAAAUGGAAGUUUAAUUAUUUUUUAUUAAACAUAUUCUUUGACUA
Messenger RNA from Hippopotamus amphibius kiboko, 11821 nucleotides. RefSeq names its product chromodomain helicase DNA binding protein 9 (gene CHD9). Gene Ontology annotation, molecular function: ATP-dependent chromatin remodeler activity; ATP binding; protein binding. The record is from RefSeq and is a predicted model, not a curated record. The transcript has 41 exons. Bases 414 to 9236 code for a protein of 2940 amino acids. Lineage: Eukaryota; Metazoa; Chordata; Mammalia; Artiodactyla; Hippopotamidae.